AUGUCUGAAACAUUCCAAUAUCAAGGAAUCGAUGCUUUUUUCGAUUACAGUACCUGGACAACUCGACUCGAAGAGCACAUGUACAUUUUUGCGAUUUUCGCGAUUUUCGUAAAUUUCGGACACAUUUUUGUACUGUCUCAAAAAAUGAUGACGUCAUCGGCGGUGACGUCAUUGCUCAUCGGAAUCGCCGUCGUCGACUUAGGGUACUGUAGUUUCACAAAAUUACUGUAUCCUGGUACCCCGCCACGUGGUUAUUUCGAGACCGUAUUCAACUGGUCCGUACUGGCACUUCGGGAUAAUUGUCGACGGUGUUCCACGUGGUUUGGCCUGGAAAUGGCGGCAAUUCGAAUGUUUUCGCUGAAAUUGGCAAUGAACAAAAAUUCGGGGAUUACCGUAUUUUAUUUUUUCCGCUACAAAGUCGCACCGGAUCCAGACUGGGUUUUGAUCACUGGGUGUCCAAAAACUACAGUAAUCCAAUAUUUUGUGGAUGACAACGAUGGGACAUCAAAAGUAGAUGCCAGAGAAUUGCACUUAUUGCUGACGGCAAUUUUCGAAAAGGUCAUCCCAUCGAUUCUGUUCCCAAUUAUCACUAUCAUUCUUAUCUGUGAACUUGGAAAAGCCACAAAAAUCGUCGAAGACGUUCGAAAAACGUCUUCUAGCUCAAAAACGACGGCCAAAUGGAACAAAUUGGUGAUUCAUAUGACAAUUACAUUCAUAAUUAUCGAAUUUCCAAUUGGAAUCUGUAAAUUGGUCACAGCUACACGGGAUACCUAUGAGGAGGCAGUGAUUUAUGAGAGUCUGACGAAAAUCCUAAACAUGAUUUAUGUUCCAAUGUCGGCUACCCAUUGUAUCAUCUGCUACAAAAUGUCAUCACAGUAUCGGGAUACUGUAUUUAAAAUUUUGGGAAUCAAAAAGGCGAAUGUUCAUCCAACCGUCUCGAUCGUCACUUCUAAUUCCUAA
Molecule: messenger RNA, 960 nt
Organism: Caenorhabditis briggsae
Lineage: Eukaryota; Metazoa; Nematoda; Chromadorea; Rhabditida; Rhabditidae
Exons: 8
Coding region: 1-960 (319 amino acids)
Molecular function (GO): G protein-coupled peptide receptor activity
Source: RefSeq, a predicted model, not a curated record